AUGUCUUAUGAAGUCGUUAUUGAGGUUUCGUUCGAACGCGACGGUUUGUUUACCUCAAAGGCAGCUUCAUGUAAUACCCGCCGGCGCCGGCAGGCAUCGACCCCCGAGACUUCACACAGCAAGAACCAACUUCCCUCAAUGGCAUCGGAAACUCCCAAGAAGGUUGAAGACGUCGAAAUGGGAGACGUCAAUGACGCUCUGAAGCCCGACGUCGCUGCCUCGGUCGUAGCAGACAUUAAGCAAAACCUCGCAUUGGUGGAAAAGGCCGUUUCGAGCCUUGAGCCAAGACUGACCUUGCGUGCUCUACGAAACUUAUCUUCCCUGCGAAAGCGUCUGAACGCCGAUAUCCUCGCGCAGGCGGUACAGGAAGUGUACCCCUCCGGUCAGGGCUCCCAAAUCUUGCAAGCCAUCGGAAAAGGUUCUGAGGAUGUUAGCAUGGACGUUGACUCGUCGGCGUCAAAGGAGAUUGUGGCAGAAGCAGAUGUCUAUGUGCAGCUCUUGACGCAGAUUCAUCUUUUGGAUACGCAGCAGAUUGCCGCUGGUGUCGCCUUUUCGACUGUACUGGUGGAGCAGCUCCGCAGCCUCAACCGCCGCUCUCUUGACCAGAUUGCUGCUCGUGUAUAUUUCUACUACGCCCGCUUCUUCGAGUUGGAGGGGAAACUCACCGAAACCCGAACCGCCCUCCUUGCCGCACAAAGAACGGCAACAUUGAGACACGACACUGAUAUCCAAGCGACCGUGUUGACGUUGUUGUUGAGAAGUUACCUGGCGGAAAGUGCGUACGAGCAAGCGGACAAAUUGGUGGCGAAGACGACGUUCCCGGAGCAUGCGAGCAAUAACUUGGUGGCGAGGUAUUUGUACUACCUUGGCCGUAUCCGUGCGAUUCAGUUGGAUUAUACGGGUGCGCAUGGACAUCUCGUCGGUGCCGUGCGUAAAGCCCCACAGAUCCCGAAUGCUGCUGGUUUUUUGCAGGCUGCACAGAAAUUGAGUAUUGUUGUUCAGUUGUUGAUGGGAGAUAUUCCGCAUCGCGCACUUUUCCGUGAACCGAUGUUGGAGAAGGCGUUGAUUCCGUAUCUGGAUAUUGUCCGUGCGGUGCGUGUUGGUGAUUUGAAUUUGUUUGAGGAGACGACGAAGAAGUACGCGGAGGGAUUUAAGAAGGAUGGAAACUACUCAUUGAUUGGUCGGUUGAGGAAUAAUGUCAUUAAGACGGGUAUUCGGUCGAUGUCGUUGUCGUACAGUCGUAUCUCCUUGAGGGAUAUUUGUCUGAGACUUCAUCUUGAUUCGGAGGAAUCUGCGGAGUAUAUCGUUGCGAAGGCUAUCAGGGAUGGUGUUAUCGAGGCCACGAUCAACCACGAGAAGGGAUACAUGCAGUCUCUCUCCUCGACGGACGUGUAUGCUACCCUCGAGCCCAUGCAAGCCUUCCACGACCGAAUCAAGUUCAGUAUGCAGUUGAGGAAUGGGAGCGUCAAGGCGAUGCGAUACCCGAUGAAUGCGGAUAAGAAAGAUAAAGAGGAGGCGGAGAAGGUUAGGGAAAGGGAGAAGGAACUUGCGAGUGAGAUUGAGAAUGGAGGCUUGGAUGAGGAUGAUGAUGAUGCCGGUGCAGAUAUGUUUGAGUAA
Molecule: messenger RNA, 1617 nt
Organism: Saitoella complicata NRRL Y-17804
Lineage: Eukaryota; Fungi; Ascomycota; Saitoellomycetes; Saitoellales; Saitoellaceae
Exons: 3
Coding region: 1-1617 (538 amino acids)
Biological process (GO): ubiquitin-dependent protein catabolic process; regulation of protein catabolic process
Cellular component (GO): proteasome regulatory particle, lid subcomplex; proteasome complex
Molecular function (GO): enzyme regulator activity
Source: RefSeq, a predicted model, not a curated record